Molecule: messenger RNA, 774 nt
Organism: Colletotrichum karsti
Lineage: Eukaryota; Fungi; Ascomycota; Sordariomycetes; Glomerellales; Glomerellaceae
Exons: 1
Coding region: 1-774 (257 amino acids)
Source: RefSeq, a predicted model, not a curated record
AUGGCAAAACCACAAACCCCGCGCGCCGUCCUCACAAGCCUCAUAAACGCCCUCACCACGUCCCCCCACGACCCAGACACCACCGCACCAACAACGUCCGAAAACGCACUCAAAUCCCUCCCGCACUCCCACCGCCCGCUCCUGGUAACCCUGCACGUCCUCUUCCCCUCCAUCGUCCUCCCCGCGCUGGACCUCCUGGACCGCGACCUGGUCGCCCGAGUCGUCCGAGACGACACGCACGCCGCGGACGUCGAUCUCGACGGAGAAGACCCUGUAGAAGACCGCCGGCCGGAGCCCGACCAGGAUGCGGAAGACCGGGGCGGCGCAGAGCGCGUGACCGGAUCCGACCGGCGCGAUCCGGCGUCCUUCUACGUCGUCCGCUCCGUGGCGUCGACCAUUUCCCGCCGCAAAAAGACGGAGGCGGAUCCGAGCGCGGUGAGCUCUGCGGGGACGAAGUAUCUGGUUCACGUCGACGCGUGGAACUGUACCUGCGCCAACUUCGCAUUCGAGGCUUUCCCGCCGCCCGGUGGGGGAGAGGACGAAAUUGAGAUCCUGGGCGCUGAUGCCGAGGAUCUGGAUGAGGCAGUGCCGUCGUCGCCUGAGUGGCAGUUUGGGGGGUUGAGUCUGGACGGGUUGGACCGUGGCGGGGUGCCCUGCUGUAAGCACCUGCUCGCCUGUCUACUAGCGGAGCAGUGGGGGAGUGUGCUGGGGAGCUACGUUACGGAGAGGAGGAUGAGUCGGGCUGCGAUCGCCGGGACGGUGGGAGACAUGUAG